UUUUUUUUUUUUUUGUCUGAUGCAGAAUCCCAGUAGCUAGGCAGCCUCCCUCUUUUCUUUCCUUCCUUCCUUCCUUCCACCCCUUCGCUAUGUAGGAAGGGAGAGGCAUCAAUGGAAAGGCUGAAAUUCGCGUAGAUGGACUUUCGGAUGCAUUUUUUCUUGAAAGAGGAAGAUAAAUCCCGCUUGCCAGUGCACUGACUUUUGUUGCUGUUGAAUCGCUCGGUAAAAAUGGGGUUCACUCACUCCAGCUGAAUCCUUGGAGCGUUCCAGAGAGUUGCUGCAGUGCAGGACUUAUCUUUAAUUUUUUGCGUCGGAGGAGCUGCAUUGAUGUUAACCAUUUUUUUGUAAAAUGGAGAACGAGAUCUUCACACCCCUUCUGGAGCAGUUCAUGUCGAGCCCUCUUGUCACCUGGGUGAAGACAUUCGGACCGCUGGCUGGAGGAAAUGGGACCAACCUGGAGGAAUAUGUGGCGCUGGUGGAUGGAGUGUAUCUGAACGAAGUCAUGCUGCAAAUCAAUCCAAAGUCUGCUAAUCAGAGGAUAAACAAAAAAGUCAACAAUGAUGCAUCAUUAAGGAUUCAAAAUUUGUCUGUUUUGGUGAAACAAAUAAAAACUUACUAUCAGGAGACUUUGCAGCAGUUGAUCAUGAUGUCUUUGCCAAAUGUGCUAAUAAUUGGCAAAAAUCCUUUUUCUGAGCCAGGUACUGAAGAAGUAAAAAAGCUCCUCCUGCUUUUGCUUGGUUGUGCAGUUCAGUGUCAGAAAAAAGAAGAAUUUAUUGAAAGAAUCCAAAGUCUGGAUUUUGAUACCAGAGCAGCUGUUGCAGCCCAUAUUCAGGAGGUAACUCAUAAUCAGGAAAAUGUGUUUGACCUGCAGUGGAUGGAUGUGAUUGUGCUGACACAAGAGUAUGUUGAGCCUCUCCUGAAAAAUAUGGCAUUGCAUUUAAAAAGACUUAUAGAUGAAAGAGAUGAGCACUCCGAGACCAUCAUCGAGCUGUCGGAGGAGCGGGACUGCCUGCGCUUGCUGCCGCACGCCUCGGCCGCGCAGUCGCCCUGCGGCUCCCCCGGCAUGAAGCGCACCGAGAGCCGGCAGCACCUGAGCGUGGAGCUGGCCGACGCCAAGGCCAAGAUCAGGAGGCUCAGGCAGGAGCUUGAGGAGAAGACUGAGCAGCUGCUUGACUGCAAACAAGAGCUGGAACAGAUGGAAGCUGAACUGAAGAGACUUCAGCAAGAGAACAUGAACCUGCUGUCGGAUGCCCGCUCUGCCAGGGUGUACAGGGACGAGCUGGACGCGCUGCGGGAGAAGGCGAUCCGCGUGGACAAGCUGGAGAGCGAAGUCAGCCGCUACAAAGAGAGGCUCCACGACAUCGAGUUCUACAAAGCCAGGGUGGAGGAGUUAAAGGAAGACAAUCAAGUGUUGCUAGAAACCAAGACAAUGCUGGAAGAUCAAUUAGAGGGGACCCGAGCCCGUUCAGACAAACUGCACGAGUUAGAAAAAGAGAAUUUACAACUAAAAGCUAAAUUGCACGAUAUGGAGAUGGAGCGUGAUAUGGACAGAAAGAAGAUUGAGGAGCUCAUGGAGGAAAAUAUGACCCUAGAAAUGGCUCAGAAACAAAGUAUGGAUGAGUCUUUGCAUCUUGGCUGGGAGCUGGAGCAGAUAAACAGGACUACUGAACUUUCUGAAGUGCCCCAGAAAUCACUGGGCCAUGAGGUGAAUGAGCUGACAUCCAGCAGGUUACUGAAGCUGGAAAUGGAAAACCAAAGUUUGCUGAAGACAGUGGAAGAGCUGCAAGGUGCAGUGGGCUCUGUGGAAGGCAGCAGUUCAAGGAUUCUGAAAAUGGAAAAAGAAAACCAAAGACUUAGCAAGAAGCUUGAAGAGCUGGAGAAUGAAAUCAGCCAAGAGAAACAAAGUCUUCAGAACAGUCAAAAUCAGAGUAAAGAUUUGAUGAAAGAAAAAGCCCAGCUUGAAAAGACGCUUGAAGCACUUCGGGAGAACUCGGAGCGACAAAUUAAACUCUUAGAACAAGAAAAUGAGCACUUGAAUCAGACUGUGGCUUCUCUGAGGCAGCGCUCACAAAUCAGUGCUGAGGCGAGAAUGAAAGAAAUUGAAAAGGAAAAUAAAAUCCUCCAUGAGUCUAUCAAAGAGACCAGCAGUAAGUUAAAUAAGAUGGAAUUUGAAAAAAAACAAGUCAGGAAAGAGCUGGAACACUACAAAGAGAAAGGGGAGAGGGCAGAAGAAUUAGAGAACGAACUGCAUCGUCUGGAGAAGGAAAAUGAGUUAUUACAGAAGAAAAUCACCAACCUAAAAAUCACUUGUGAGAAGAUCGAGGCCUUAGAACAGGAGAACUCUGACCUGGAGACAGAGAACAGAAAGCUGAAAAAAACCCUGGAUAGCCUGAAAAACCUCACUUUUCAAUUAGAAUCCUUAGAAAAGGAGAAUUCCCAACUGGACGAAGAAAAUUUAGAGUUACGGAGGACAAUUGAAUCCUUGAAGUGUACAAGCAUUAAAGUGGCACAGUUACAAUUAGAAAAUAAGGAGCUGGAGAGUGAAAAGGAGCAGCUCAAAAAAAGCCUUGAGCUGAUGAAAGCCUCUUUUAAGAAGACUGAACGCUUGGAAGUCAGUUACCAAGGCCUGGACACGGAAAACCAAAGGCUACAGAAAGCCCUGGAAAACAGCAAUAAGAAGAUUCAGCAGUUAGAGAGUGAAUUACAAGAUUUAGAGACUGAAAAUCAGACCCUGCAAAAGAACUUGGAAGAGUUAAAAAUCUCCAGUAAGCGCCUGGAGCAGCUGGAAAAGGAGAAUAAGUUGUUAGAACAAGAAACUUCUCAACUGGAAAAGGAUAAGAAGCAGCUGGAAAAGGAAAAUAAAAGGCUUAGACAGCAAGCAGAAAUUAAAGAUAAUACCUUAGAAGAAAAUAAUGUCAAAAUCAGUAAUCUGGAAAGGGAAAAUAAAUCUCUGUUUAAGGAAAUCGUUGUGUAUAAAGAGUCGUGUGUGCGCCUGAAAGAACUGGAGAAGGAAAACAAGGAACUGGUGAAAAGAGCCACCAUUGAUAAGAAAACCCUGGUCACCCUGAGAGAGGACUUGGUGAAUGAGAAAUUGAAGACUCAACAGAUGAACAAUGAUCUAGAAAAACUGGCCCACGAGCUGGAAAAGAUUGGCUUGAACAAGGAGCGUCUCCUGCACGAUGAGCAGAGCAGUGAUGACAGUAGGUACAAACUUUUGGAGUCCAAAUUAGAAUCCACCCUCAAGAAGUCUCUGGAAAUAAAAGAAGAAAAAAUUGCUGCUUUGGAGGCUCGUUUGGAAGAAUCAACAAAUCUGAACCAGCAGCUGCGUCAGGAACUGAAAACAGUGAAGAAGAACUAUGAAGCUCUCAAGCAAAGACAAGAAGAGGAAAGGAUGGUUCAGAACUCUCCUCCAAGAAGUGGAGAAGAAAAUCAAUCUGUCAAUAAGUGGGAGAAAGAAAAUCAGGAGACUACAAGAGAAUUAUUGAAAGUUAAAGAUAGAUUAAUCGAGGUGGAGAGGAAUAACGCGACGCUGCAGGCGGAGAAGCAGGCGCUGAAAACGCAGCUCAAGCAGCUCGAGACACAGAACAACAACCUGCAGGCCCAGAUCCUGGCCCUGCAGAGACAGACUGUGUCCCUGCAGGAGCAGAACACGACUCUGCAAACUCAGAAUGCCAAGCUGCAGGUGGAGAACUCCACGCUGAACUCGCAGAGCACGUCGCUGAUGAACCAGAACGCUCAGCUGCAGAUCCAGCAGUCGGCCCUGGAGAGCGAGAGCGAGGCCGUGCUCAGGGAGCGAGAGGACCUGAAGGGGCUGCACGAGGCCCUGCUCAAGGACCACGAGCGCCUGGAGCAGCUGCACGAGCGCCAGGCCGCCGAGUACGAGUCCCUGAUCGCCAAGCACGGCAGCCUCAAGGCUGCCCACAAAAACCUGGAGCUGGAGCACAAGGACUUGGAGGACAGGUACAAUCAGUUGCUGAAACAGAAAGUGCAGCUGGAGGAACUGGAGAAGGUUCUCAAGACAGAGCAGGACAAAAUGCUGCAGCAAAGUGAGAAACAUGAGAGUGUGGCAGCAGAAUAUAAGAAACUUCGGGAUGAAAAUGAAAGGCUCACUCACACGUACACUCAGCUCCUGAGGGAGAAUGAAGUGCUCCAAACUGACCACAAGAAUCUGAAAACAUUAUUGAACAAUUCCAAACUGGAGCAAACACGCUUGGAAGCAGAGUUUUCCAAACUCAAAGAACAGUACCAGCAACUGGAUAUUACAUCAACAAAACUAAAUAAUCAGUGUGAGUUGCUCAGCCAACUUAAAGGAAACCUGGAGGAGGAAAACAGACACCUGCUGGAUCAAAUCCAGACCUUAAUGCUGCAGAACAGAACAUUACUGGAGCAGAACAUGGAAAGCAAGGAUCUCUUCCACGUGGAGCAAAGGCAGUACAUUGACAAACUAAAUGAAUUGAGGAGGCAGAAGGAGAAACUGGAGGAGAAGAUAAUGGAUCAGUACAAAUUUUACGAGCCAUCUCCACCAAGAAGGAGGGGCAACUGGAUCACGCUGAAGAUGAGGAAGCUGAUCAAGUCCAAGAAGGACGGGAACCGCGAGCGCCUCAAGUCGGUGACGCUGACGCCCACGCGCUCCGAGUCCAGCGAGGGAUUCCUGCAGCUGCCCCACCAGGACAGCCAGGACAGCUCCUCCGUGGGCUCCAACUCCCUGGAGGAUGGGCAGACCCUGGGCACCAAAAAGAGUAGCAUGGGUGCACUGAAAAGACUGCCCUUUUUGAGGAACAGACCGAAGGAAAAAGACAAAAUGAAGGCCUUCUACCGUCGCUCCAUGUCCAUGAAUGACCUGGUGCAGUCCAUGGUCCUGGCAGGAGGACAAUGGACAGGUAGUUCUGAGCAUCUGGAGGGUCCUGAUGAUAUAUCCACGGGUAAAAGGAGGAAGGAAUUGGGAGCUAUGGCCUUCUCUACUACGGCUAUCAACUUUGCCACUGUCAACUCCUCCACAGGCUUCAGAUCCAAGCAGUUGCUAAAUAAUAAAGAUACUACAUCCUUUGAAGACGUAAGUCCACAAGGUAUUAGUGAUGAUUCUAGUACAGGAUCGAGAGUUCAUGCUUCCAGACCAGCCAGCCUUGAUAGUGGCAGGACAUCCACUAGCAAUAGCAAUAACAAUGCUUCACUCCAUGAAGUCAAAGCAGGUGCAGUGAACAGCCAGAGCAGGCCCCAGAGCCACAGCAGUGGGGAGUUCAGCCUGCUCCACGAGCACGAGGCCUGGUCCAGCAGCAGCAGCAGCCCCAUCCAGUACCUGAAGGGUCACACCAGGUCCAGCCCUGUGCUCCAGCACAGGACACCUGAGAGUUGUGGCAAACACACCAAAACGGGCUCCCCUGGCAGUGAAGUGGUCACCCUGCAGCAGUUCCUGGAAGAAAGCAACAAGAGCAACUCGAGUGAGAUGAAAUCUGCAAGUGAGGAGAACCUUUUAGACGAAGUGAUGAGAAGCUUGUCUGAGUCUGCGGAGCUGGCAGGGAGGGAGAAGCUGCGGAAGCAGCCAGGGGCUGGCUGUGGGAUCGUCAGAUCCCUGAGUGUCAGGAACACGGUGGAUUUCUCAGAUGGACGAUCCCUUAAACCAGAGCAGCUGGUAAGGCCCAGCCUCCGGAAGGCUGAAGAUCUCUGCUUCAGCAGCUCUCAAAUCAAAUUUACCCCCGGCGCCCCGGGGAAGGCGCGGUCCGUGAAAGAAAAGAUCCAAGCAACCGUGAGCCAGCGACAAUCCAGGGACUGCAACCCCUACGCCACCUUACCUCGUGCCAGCAGCGUGAUUUCCACGGCAGAAGGAACCACCCGAAGGACAAGCAUCCAUGAUUUUUUGUCUAAGGACAGUAGGCCGCCCGUGUGCGUGGAUGCAGCCCCGGCCGACAGGAGUGCUCCGCCCAGCUCCAGUGAGUACCCGGCACUGCGGGUGUCCUCUCCUUGCGUUCACUGUGUGCCUGCCGGGGGGGAGGCAGCUCCCUCGCAAACACCGCGCCAUGUAGGAGCUAACUGCGAGCUUCCCAAGCCUUCCAGGAUGGAAAGGCCAGGUUGUCGUGAGAGGACUGUGCCGAGCGCGCGCGUGUUCUGGGAUAAAGGCAGCGGCUCUGGGAAUGGCAGCGCGGGCUCCUUCGCUGCACCCCAGCCCUUCUUAUCCCUCAACACCGAGUUAGUCAGCAAUAUCAGUGGCUUGCCCCCGAGACCCGCCUCCAAAGCAGCUGAUCAGGCUAACGUGUCAGCCUUUAGGUCAGUGCUGAGGAGCCAGGAACAGCCUUGUGCUGCUCCAAAGGCUCCCGGGGACCCGCGGGCAGACCCUGUCCCUGCCUCCGGCUCCGGCGAGGCACAGUCCCCGCUGCUGGUCUCGGAAGAUAACCAGACCCUGUGGUAUGAGUAUGGCUGUGUAUGAAAGAAAGUUGUGCAAUUAAACACAUAUGCACCCAACGUGCCAUAGAGGUGUUCUCCAUGUCCACUGGAUGAGAGAGAAAAGUCCCCUCCAAUGAAGGAAUCAUUCCCGGUUUAUCCGCGGGGCGGUUGUUCCCUGCGGGCGGCGGCUGCGGACUGUGGCAUGUUUGAAUGUGGAACUGUAACCCCACCAAAGCCUGCAUGAAACAUUAAUUGCACUGUGUAUAUUUUGCAUGCCUUUAUAAUACAAGCUCUUAUUUUUAUUUGUCACGCAUUGCAAA
Messenger RNA from Sturnus vulgaris (Common starling), 6698 nucleotides. RefSeq names its product coiled-coil and HOOK domain protein 88A (gene CCDC88A). Gene Ontology annotation, molecular function: dynein light intermediate chain binding; microtubule binding. Gene Ontology annotation, biological process: cytoplasmic microtubule organization; cytoskeleton-dependent intracellular transport. NCBI's taxonomy places the organism in Eukaryota, Metazoa, Chordata, Aves, Passeriformes, Sturnidae. Gene Ontology annotation, cellular component: centrosome; cytoplasm. The record is from RefSeq and is a predicted model, not a curated record.